Vicia faba (fava bean) is the source of this 2301-nucleotide messenger RNA. NCBI's taxonomy places the organism in Eukaryota, Viridiplantae, Streptophyta, Magnoliopsida, Fabales, Fabaceae. The record is from the annotation of a GenBank genome assembly.
AUGAGAGAAAAUCCAAUUUUACUAAUGCUAAUAUUUUACUCUCUCUUGUUUUUUCUUGGAGAAUCAACAUCAUCAUUAACUCAACCAAAGAAUGAUAAUCAAGUUUAUAUUGUUUAUAUGGGAGCUGCAAGUUCAACUAAUGGAACUCUUCGCAAAGAUCAUGUCCAUGUUUUGAACACUGUAUUAAGAAAGAAUGGUAAAGCUCUAAUACACAAUUACAAACAUGGAUUCUCCGGCUUCGCUGCUCGAUUAUCGAAAAAUGAAGCAAACUCGAUUGCUCAACAACCGGGAGUCGUGUCUGUGUUUCCGGAUCCUAUACUGAAGCUUCAUACAACACGUUCUUGGGAUUUUCUUAAAGCGGAAACUGAAAUUAUAAUUGAUAAGAGACUCUCUAGUUCUUCUCCGUCUUCUUCAUCAGACGUUGUAAUUGGCAUGUUAGACUCAGGUAUAUGGCCAGAAGCAGAAAGUUUUUCUGAUAAGGGAAUGGAUCCUAUCCCAGCCAAAUGGAAUGGUACAUGCAUGAAAUCAAGUGACUUCAACUCAUCAAACUGUAAUAGAAAGAUAAUAGGAGCAAGGUAUUAUCCUAAUCCUGAUGAGGAUGAUGCUGGGGCAAACACUCCAAGAGAUACAUUAGGUCAUGGUACUCACACGGCCUCCACAGCUGCAGGGAAUGCCGUGACUGGUGCAUCAUACUACGGUCUCGCGACAGGGACAUCGAAAGGCGGGUCUCCUGAAUCGAGAUUGGCGAUUUAUAAAGUGUGCAAUGUUGGAUGCUCCGGCUCUGGCAUCCUCGCCGCAUUCGAUGAUGCCAUUUCAGAUGGAGUUGAUGUGCUUUCGCUAUCCCUUGGCAGGUCUCCGAGUAUGCAACCUGACUUGACAACCGAUGUGAUUGCAAUUGGGUCGUUCCACGCCGCGGAACGUGGCAUUCUGGUUGUUUGCUCGGCUGGAAAUUCCGGACCCGAACAAAAUACGGUAGUUAAUGAUGCUCCGUGGAUAUUAACGGUUGCUGCCACCACCAUUGAUCGCGACUUUCAGUCCAAUGUUCUCUUGAGUAAUACCCAAGUUAUUAAGGGUGAAGCUAUAAAUUUCUCCCCUCUUUCAAAAUCAUCUGAUUAUCCAUUGAUAACUGGAGAGACUGCCAAGACGACUACUGCUGACUUAGAUGAAGCAAGGAAGUGUCACCCAAGUUCAUUAGAUGCAAAUAAAGUCAAAGGAAAGAUUGUUGUUUGUGAUGGAAUAAAUGAUGAUUAUACAACCUAUGACAAAAUAACGAUAGUGGAAGAAGUUGGUGGAUUAGGUCUUAUUCAUAUUACUGACAUAGAAGGAGCAGUGGCAAAUAACUAUAAAGACUUUCCAGCAACAGUGGUAAGACCGACCAAUGCUUCCACAUUACUCCAGUAUGUCAAUUCAACAAGCAAUCCAAUGGCAACAAUUCUACCAACAAUUACCGUCAUGGAUUAUAAACCCGCGCCUAUGGUAGCAGUUUUUUCUAGUAGAGGACCUUCUGCACUUUCAAAGAAUAUUAUCAAGCCUGAUAUUGCAGCACCAGGUGUUACCAUUCUUGCCGCGUGGAUUGGAAAUGACACAAAAAUUGUUCCAAAAGGGGAAAAGCCUUCGCUAUAUAACCUUGAAUCAGGAACUUCCAUGUCAUGCCCACAUGUUUCAGGCCUUGCAGGCAGCAUAAAAUCUAGGAACCCAACUUGGAGUGCCUCUGCUAUCAAAUCAGCUAUCAUGACCUCUGCGACUCAAAUUAACAAUAUGAAGGCGCCCAUUACGACCGACUUAGGAUCAAUUGCAACACCUUUUGAUUAUGGCGCCGGGGAAAUAACAUCAACAGAACCAUUUCAACCAGGGCUAGUUUAUGAAACUAAUACAUUGGACUACUUGAACUACUUAUGUUACAUAGGAUUUAACACAACCACAAUCAAGGUUAUCUCUAGAACUGUGCCGGAUAGUUUCAGUUGUCCUAAGGAUUCAACUUCUGGUCAUAUUUCCAAUAUGAACUAUCCUUCCAUAGCAAUCUCCAACUUCAAUGGUAAAGAAAGCGUGAAUGUGAGUAGAACUGUUACGAAUGUCGGUGAAGAUGAUGAAACAGUCUACUCCGCCAUUGUCGAUGCUCCCAAUGGGGUGAAAGUCCAACUGAUUCCGGAGAAACUACAAUUUACAAAAACUAGCAAACAAAUAACCUAUCAAGUUAUUUUCUCCUCUAGUUUAACUUCGUUGAAGAAUGAUCUGUUUGGAUCUAUUACAUGGACUAAUGGUAAACAUAAUGUUCGAAGUCCUUUUGUAUUAAGUAUGUAG